This is a messenger RNA of Bicyclus anynana (squinting bush brown), 656 nucleotides long. RefSeq lists its product as uncharacterized. The coding region runs from base 39 to 656 and encodes 205 amino acids. The record is from RefSeq and is a predicted model, not a curated record. Gene Ontology annotation, cellular component: membrane. The transcript has 3 exons. Lineage: Eukaryota; Metazoa; Arthropoda; Insecta; Lepidoptera; Nymphalidae. Gene Ontology annotation, biological process: sensory perception of taste.
UAACUAUAGAGUUUAUUUUUUCCGACCCACCUUAUGUAAUGAUAUUAAGGAUACCUUUAUUUCUUUCCAUGUAUCAUUUAUUAAUACAUUUAUGCUUAAUCGUGUCUAUUCUAAAAAUUCUUAACCGGGAAAUGAUUGAGAUGCUUAAUCUGAAAAAUGGGACAUCUUGCAAAAUAUUCUUCGUAAAACCUCAUCGCACAAGGCUACUUUUUUUUUACUUCAUGGAUUGUAAUAUUUAUUUUAUUUAUAAGAAACCAAGAGGAGCACGACAAGAUUUAAAAUGUAUGUGUCAAAUAUACGACGAUCUCUGUACUUGUGUUCAUCUUUUACAGAAAUGUCAUGGAUUGGAGACACAAAAUCUCUGGUUAGAGAUCAUAAAAGGGAUCCAAGUUUACAUUUGGUUUGGUAUUGAAUGUUAUGUAGACGACCAAAUAAGGCAAGAAGUUGAAAAGAUGGAUUUGUUAUUAAUUAAAAAUAUGAUUGAAUUUAGAUGCGAUCCCAUCAGAAAAGAUACUCUCCAACUAUUCAAACAAAUAGUGAACUCUAACCGCUUGCAGUUUACAGCUUGCAACCUCUAUCGUCUGAGUUAUGCUACUAUACUCGGUACCAUUGUCAGUGUUAUUACUUACAGUGUUAUAUCUAUACAGUUGUUUUAA